CCGCGCAUCUCGCCAAAGACAAACCUGCCACCAGCUAGGAGGCCCGCUGCCCCACCCUCUCGAGCCGGUGGCACCCCAAUUCUGGGCACGCCUCCAGAGAGCUCCUGGAAGGAGGUGCCACCAGCUCGAGGGGAGGGAGCGGCCGCCCCCCUAGCUGGUAGCAGUGGUACCUUCUCUCUCCCGAGUAUCUGCGGGACCGCGCCCCGGAGUCCAGACCGCAAGGGAGCGGAUACGGCCAUGUGCGCUGCUCGUGAUAGCUCCGCUCCGCCCCGCUCCGCCCUGGCUCGGGCGGCCGCCGCGCCCGCCGCGCAGUGGCGCCGCGCAGCAUGUCCGUCGACGACGCGCACGGCGUGCUGCUGGUGCCCCCCGAGCAGCUGGAGUUGCCGUCAGCGGCGGCGUUCGCGUUCGCCGUCGGGCCCGACACCGGGCGGGGCCUCCUCGACCCCGCCGCCUGGCCCGAGUGGGCGGUGAUAUGGUACAGCGGCCCGUCACCGCCCCGGGGGUGGCCGGCGGUCACGGCCGUCGCCGGGCGGCAGAAGUUCGCCCCCGACGACCAGAUCACGGCGUAUCAGAGGCGGAUGAGACAUCUCGGCCUCUUGGUCGUGCUCCCGAGCUCGAUUGUCCACUGCCUCGCGCCGUGCCAGCAGCUCGGCCGGUACGUGUGGUGGGACACCGCGCUGUGCAGUAUUUUGGUCUCGAGGGGCCUGACCGUCAUAGCGGAGCUCUGCUUGGUUGCGCAGGUGGCGACGGGCUUGCUGUAUUGCGAGAACGAGAUCUUUCGGGCCAAGUACGGCCCAUCAGAUCCUGGUAAUUUCUCGUGGCACUUCCUCACGCAGGGCACCGUGAAGGCGAUGAUCUUCCUCGCCGUUGUCGCUCAGGGCUUCUCCAUUUGUGGAACUGCCACGCAGCGCUACUUGUGGUUUGCCUGCAAGGAGGACCCCUACUCGAUACUGCUGGGGGCUGGCCUUCCUGCUCACGGCGCCCGUGGACGUGUACGUCUUCGGCGAGGCCCGCCGCCUGAAGCGCGUGGCGCGCAGCGGGGCGCCGCCCGCGCCCGCGGGCUGCUGCGCGGCGCUGUGCUGCCGCGCCUGCGACGCGGAGACCCUCGGGCUGAUGCUCACCGUGUUCUGUGCCGUGUACCUGCCCUGGGCCUUCAUCGCGGACGCCCCGCUGUAUCUCGACCACUGGCAGGACCAGCGCCAGGAAUGACCAGACCGCAUGGAUUCCCGACCUCGACUCCGAGCUUUCGGGCUUCCGCGACGGCCUGUGGGAGGCGCUCUUUGUGCGCGUAUUCUCGCGGGAUUGGGAGGUGUGGUGGCCGGCCCUCGUCUUCCGGUCCGCGCACUUCAGCAUGACCUGCUGGGCGGCCGUCGCGAUGUCCGCCGCCCCGCGGCUGGGCGUCGAGCAGCUGGACAGGGCGAGCUACAGCUGCCUUCACGACGCCGCCUGCUCUGUCGACGCCGCGGACUGAUGCGCGCACGGCGGGGCUGAAGGGGGGGCGAGCAGCUGUCACAGAGGGAGCUCUGCUCCACCUCCUCUUCCUCUUCCCCCUUCCUCUCCUCACCAUGGCACCGCGACUGCACGGCACGGCACCAUGACGCCGUCUCGAGACAUUUCCCUGCUGCCUCGCGUAGAGUUUUCUGGCUUCGCAGCAGGAGCUUUCAACAUAUCGCAGGGUGGUUGUUCUCAGUUCGUUGCUGUUCGCAGCUUCUCGCCUGCUGCUUCACGUUGGAGUGGAGGUUGCCGGCGGCCAAGCUGCUUGUGCACCCGUCGAAUCCAAAGGAUGUACGUGUGGCGCAAAGUUCGGCAGCAAACUUCUUUUCUCCAUCUGAUGAGUUUGUCACGUUGCAGCGUGUGUAGUUUGUCCACAGUGGUGGACGCACAGAAGAUCUCGUGGUACGUAUUGCCGAUCACUUGCCCUCAGCGCCGAAUAGAAGCGGAACGAGAACACUGUAGCCAAAUUUGAGAGACGCGCGUGAUGCCCCUUCUCCAGGGCCAUCGGG
Messenger RNA from Prorocentrum cordatum, 2003 nucleotides. The record is from the annotation of a GenBank genome assembly. NCBI's taxonomy places the organism in Eukaryota, Dinophyceae, Prorocentrales, Prorocentraceae.